Molecule: messenger RNA, 2498 nt
Organism: Tyto alba (common barn owl)
Lineage: Eukaryota; Metazoa; Chordata; Aves; Strigiformes; Tytonidae
Gene: CDT1
Product: chromatin licensing and DNA replication factor 1
Exons: 10
Coding region: 138-2003 (621 amino acids)
Biological process (GO): regulation of DNA-templated DNA replication initiation; DNA replication preinitiation complex assembly; DNA replication checkpoint signaling
Cellular component (GO): nucleus
Molecular function (GO): DNA binding; DNA polymerase binding
Source: RefSeq, a predicted model, not a curated record
UCCACGGCGGGGCGGUGCUGCGGCCGCGCGCGUUCCCGCCAAGAGCGGAGGUUUUGGCGCGCCGCGGGCACGUGUGGGGCUCGUUGCCGGUACCGGGAGCCGUCACCAUCUAUCGCCGGUUACCGGGGGCCGCCGCCAUGGCCCAGCUCCGCCUCACCGAUUUCUUCAGCCGCACGAAGGCGGCCACCGGAGCCCCGGCCAAGCGCGGCGGCCGCCGGCUCAAAGCCGCCCAUCCCGGUGCCCCGGUUCCCCGGGAGGCGGAGGACGGUGCCCCGGUAGGGCUCAGUCCCCCCCCGCUGCCCGCUUCGCCGCGCACCCCGGCCCGCCGUGGCUCCCCGGUGGGGCGGGGGCUGGCGGGCAGGAAGCGGAGCCGCCGGGAGGUGGAACCGGAGCCGCCGCUCGGGGCUGGGGAGACCGGGGAACCGAGCGGGAAAUCGGCGCGGAAGAGGUUGGAGCUGGACCGGGAUGAGGAACCGGGACCGCCGCCGGCCGCGGCCACCAGCCCCUCGCCUCCGGCCACUGCUCAGCACCCUCCGCUGCCCUCGCUGGACCCAGCAGCGGACCCCCCAGCCAGCACCCCCAGCCGGGGGCAGGACGGGGGGCCACAGCCUGGCACAGCCCCCCCAGGGACAACCAGGCACCUGCAGCGGGAGGACCUGGCCGGGCUGCGGUGCCGCCUGCAGAGGCUGAAGGGGGUGACCCAGGUGUCACCCAUCCCCCCGGGGACCAGCACCGACCUCCGGAGCCGUCUGGAACGGUUGCGGCAACUGGAGCUGCAGAUCCGCGAGAAGAAAAGGGGAAGCGGAGCCGCGGCGGGAGCGGGGCCGUCCGGGGACACCGGGCCGGCAGCUCCUGCGGUAGAGACCGGCGAGAAGACCCCGGCGUACCAGCGGUUCCACACCCUCGCGCAGGACCUGCCCCCGGGGCUCACGCUGCCCUACAAGUUCAAGGUACUGGCCGAGAUGUUCCGCAGCAUGGACACCAUCACCGGGAUGCUCUUCAACCGCGCCGAGACCAUCACCUUCGCGAAGGUCAAGCAGGGGGUGCAGGACAUGAUUCGCAAGCAGUUUGAGGAGCGCCACGUGGGGCAGAUCAAGGCGGUGUACCCCACCUCGUACAGGCUGCGCCAGGAGAAGAACAUCCCCGCCUUCGGCAGCGGCGUGAAGAAGUCUGACUACCAGCUCACACUGGAGCCGGUGCUGGGGGAAGAGGAGAAAGUGGACGGCCGCCCGCACUUGUCGGCGUCGCGCUUGCUGGCGCGCAGGAAGGAGUUCCACCGCAACCUGGUGAACAUCGUCAAGCAGCACCACAAGGCGUUCCUGGCCGCCCUCAGCCCUCCCAUGGUGGUGCCGGAGGAGAAGCUGACCCGCUGGCAUCCCCGCUUCAACGUGGACGAGGUGCCGGACAUCAGCCCGGCGGAGCUGCCGCGGCCGCCCCGGGAGGACAAACUCACCACGGCGCAGGAGGUGCUGAGCGCGGCCCGGGGGAUGCUGACCCCCAAGAUGGAAAAAGCUCUUGCCAACCUGGCCUUAAGAAGCGCUGAAGCCGGUGCGGGGGAACCGGUGGUUUCCAAAGCACCGUCCCCUGCCAGCACCUCCAGUGCUCUGAAAGGGGUGUCCCAGGCCCUGCUCGAGAGGAUCCGGGCGAAGGAGGCGCAGAAGCUGGAGGCGCUGAUGACGCGGGACCCGCGGCAGGAGGAGCGGCUCGCCAUGCUGGGCCGGCUGCCGGCCAUGGCCCGCAUCCUGCGCAACGUCUUCGUGGCCGAGAAGAAGCAGGCGCUGACCAUGGAGGUGGCUUGUGCCCGCAUGGCCGAGAGCUACGACGCGCAGAUGCCUCCUGGCGAGAUGGAGAAACACUUGCGCCUCUUGGCAGAGCUGCUGCCCGACUGGGUGGGCGUCCACGCCAUCAGGACCGACACCUACAUCAAACUGGACAAAGGGAAGGACCUCGGCCUCGUCGCGGAGCGGCUCGCCAAGGCGGCCAAGGAGGCAGAAACCCUCUGAGCACCCCACCCCAAGCGUCGGGUCUUCCCCCCGGGCAAGCUCCUCGAGAUGUAGGAAAUCCCAACUGCGCGCCGGGCUCUGGUGUGGGAUCUGACGGGAGGCUCAGCCUCAGGGAUGUCUGAGGAAGAGCAAAACGCCUUCAUUUAACUAAUUCCUCUGCUAGGGUCCCCGAGGACCGUAGCUCCCCCAAGCCGGGGUGACGAUGCAAGCAGUGAAGAGGAGCUAGUGACCUCUUCUCAGUUUUGCUGCCUUCUCCUGAAGGUUUGAGGCAGGAGAUUUCUUCCAUUAACUGGGCCCUGGUGGGGCGGAGGCAGGACUGGGCAGGGUGAGAGGGUGACACGCAGGAAGGAGCGAGAGAAGAAAUCACAGAUCAGUGUUUUUGGAGCUCGUGGCCUUGUUCCGUUUUUAAGGGAGGGAAAAACGCAUCUCCAGCACGCUCUGGAAACAGCUACAGGACUUGUCAAAACAUAUUUUGUAUUAAAUGUUUUAAAUAGA